UUAGCAGUCGUUAUUUACCCAUUAGUUAAACGAAAUUGUUUAUAAGAUUCAAAUAAUCUCUUGAAUAUGAGUUAAUCAAUUUGUAGUUGGUUACCAAUUCAACUCAGGUUUUUUUUAUCCAGUUUUUACAUUCGUUCUUUUACUUACUGUAUAGUCUAUUCAAUUUGCAAUCAUUAAUACAAAUUAAAAAAAAUGAGGUUCUCUAUUUUAACUGCCUGCUUAUGGGUGGUGACAUUAAUAUCAGCAAGUCCUUUACCAGCUCCAGUUGCUGUUAGACAAGUUUCAGAAGAAUUUGAGGUUGAUAUUCAUCAAAGAGAUUUGUUAUCUACUAUAUUAAAUAUUGGUGAAUCAUUACUUGAGGAUAUAAACUUCAAUGGAAUUGCUGGUUGGGUUAAUAAUAUCUUGACUGAAAAUGAUCAUGUUAAAUAUCUUGAUGAUCUUUUAAUUGGUGUCAAAGAUACUGGGUUAGUUCCUGACCUUGCUGUAUUUAUUAUCUCCAAUAAUUUUACUAGACAUAUUGCUGGUGAAAUAAUUGUUGAUACACUUAAAGUAGGACAAAAUCUUAACCUUACAGAUUUGUGGAUUGCAUUAGAUCAAUCGGAUUUAGCUUAUGAUCUUAUUGCUUCAACUUUGGAAGAUCCUGCUACUUUCCCUUCAGUUUUGGCUAUCAUAAAGAAACUCAUUGCUUCUGGUCAAAUUUCCCUUAGUGAAAUCCUUGAUGGUCUUCCAAAUAUUGUUGGCGGUCUUCUUGGAGGAAGUGGAAGUUCACCUGCAACAACAACUGCUAUCGCAUCUUAUGGUAACUCUACUUUUGGUACACCAACAGCUGCUCCUACAUCUUCUUCAACUACCACCGGGUCUAGUGGAGGAAUCUUAGGAUGGGUUGGUGGUCUUUUUGGAGAUAUCUUUGGCAGUGGUUCAAAGACAACAGCUACUUCUGCUACAGCCACUGCAACAGCAACAGGAUCAUAUGCUACAGCAACCGCAGCCACUACCACUAAAUCUAGUGGAGGUAUCUUAGGAUGGGUUGGUGGAAUCGUUGAUGAUAUCUUUGGUGGUGGAAAGACCAGUACAAGUGCUGCUGCCACUGCUGCUGCCACUGCUACCGCAACUGGUUUGUCCCCUACAACUACCGCAGCUGCCACUACCACCAAGUCAAGUGGAGGAAUCUUAGGAUGGGUUGGUGGUAUCGUAGGAGAUAUUUUUGGAGGCUCCAAGACCACCACUACUCCUUCUGCUACUGCUUCUCCUUCUUCUUCUUAUGUCCCAGCUUUGACUACUGGUCAAGAUGCAGCAUCAACAUCCGUCAACCUUGACCAAUUACUUUCAGCCAUUAGCGGAGACGGUUCUGCUGUUAAUACAGCUGCUGCUACAGGUAAUCUUCAAGGCGUCCUUCCUUCUACUGCCACAGAUUCUCCAGCUGCUAAUGCAUUAGGUGCUAAGAGACAAUACACCGAUGAAGAAUUGGAUGACUUAAUUAAGAGAGAACUUGUUAAGAGAGACAAUAUUGAAGCUUUGCUUCAAACUAUCUUUGAAUCUGUUGACAGAUCGGGAUUACUUAAUGCAACUAUCCACACCUUAUUAACUAACGAAAACUUUCAAGAUGCUACUGUUAUUUUAUUGAAUGGAUUUUUCAAAGAUUUACUUCAUGGAGAUGUUACUAUUCAAAUUGCUCCAUUACUUCCAACAUUAAAAACUUUAAUUGCUUCUGGAUUAAUUCAACAUGUUCUUGAAAAGGCACUUGCUGAUUCAACCUUAAAAUCUGCAAUUAUUAGCGAUAUUCAAAGUUUAUUCACUAGUGGAAAUGCCAAAAUAGUGGAUAUUUUACCUGAUCAUAUCAAACAGGCAGUAUUUGAAGAUGGUUCAUCAUCAGUUGAUGCUGGUCAAAUCUUCAGCUUAAUUGAAGAUGGAGUAACAGGAGCUUGGGGUGCUCUUGAAACAUUAUUAGCUACUAAAACUGGUGAAAUAUCAUCAGCAUUAGCAGAAAUUAAAACAGGUGAAUUAUCAGCAGCAUUCGCAGCACUUGAAACAGGUGAAUUAUCAUCAGUAUUAGCAGCAAUUGAAACUUCAUCACCAGAAGCUUCUACUUUAAGUCUGACUACAGUUGGUAUAUCAUCAUCUUCAUCAUCAAGUAAUACAGCCACUAGUUCGGGACUGUCUAAUGGCUCAGGUUCUAUAAAAUCUACAGAUUCAUUAUUAUUACAGUUCAUUAUGGCAGCCGGUUUUUCUGCUAUGAUAUUUAUUUAAUACUAGAUACCUUUAUUCUUAUUCUUCACGUUACCCCCCUUCCCCCAAUAAAAAUCGAAACUCUUUUCGAUACUUUCUGUAUAUUUAAUUUUAGCUUUAGUUUAGU
This is a messenger RNA of Scheffersomyces amazonensis, 2353 nucleotides long. RefSeq names its product Pga17p (gene PGA17). NCBI's taxonomy places the organism in Eukaryota, Fungi, Ascomycota, Pichiomycetes, Serinales, Debaryomycetaceae. The coding region runs from base 193 to 2247 and encodes 684 amino acids. The record is from RefSeq and is a predicted model, not a curated record. The transcript has a single exon.